Blepharisma stoltei is the source of this 3288-nucleotide messenger RNA. NCBI's taxonomy places the organism in Eukaryota, Ciliophora, Heterotrichea, Heterotrichida, Blepharismidae. The record is from the annotation of a GenBank genome assembly.
AUGUCAUUCGAUUUUUCUAUUGAUGAUAUUGAAAGCAGCCAAUAUAGCAAUUUUUUAUCGCAGUCAUUAUUUCCAAGCCAAAUUAAGACUCAUUUUUUUACAAGUUUUGCUAAGCUUUUUAAGAUCAAGUAUCAUAAAAAAGCAAAUUGAAAGAUGCAGAUGAUUACUGAAAUAUGUAUAAAUACAAUUAUAACUUUGCAACUAAUAAGCCUAACAUGAUAUCCAAAUUUGAAUAUUGAAGAAUGGGAUACUUAUAAAGUAUUUUGACUUCGACUAGGAAUCGUAAGCUAUGAUGAGAUUUGUGCUUCUUGGAAUAUUAUGGGCUUUUGCUUUUAUGGAACCAUAACUUUAAUAUCAAUUUUUUUAGGCUCUUUUUGGGGCUUAGGAAUUUUUUUAAAACAUGAUCCACCUUGGUUAUUGGCUCUUUUUUUUCAGUGUAUUGCAUUUUUGCUAAGUACAGUUUGCCUUAUCCCAAGCACUAUGAUUCUCCUUGCAGUUCUUAAAUAUUCUCUAUCUCCUUCAAAUAAUGAGGAAUACACUUCUGGAGAUACAAUGAAUUUCGGAAUUCAUGGAGUAAUUUGUGCAAUUGUUUACAUUUCUUUACUGGUACUAAUAAGUAGCUAUUCUGAGCUAUUUUCUAGUGAUUUAAAGCACUCUCAUAGUAAAAAAAAUCUUAAAGCCAGAUCUUCAGCUGGCUUUGAUUUGCAAAGGAGGUGAUUUUAUAUGUUUAUGUGCAUUACAUAUAUAAGCUUUGGUGACUCAUAUGUAUUUUUUCAUCAAAUUAUUUUGGCUGCAGGGUCUUUUUAUAUGUUUAUUAAAAGUAUCAUUGCUUUGCAAUAUUUUAAUCCUAUUGAAAACUCGAUUUUUGCUAGUGAAUUUGCUUCAGUUACAAUUACAAUUCUAUUUUUUAUAUUUGGGCAGAUAAUGGAUAACGCAAUUGUAAUUGUUGUCUUUAUCCCUCGUUUAAAUUUGAAUAAAAAAUUGUGCCUAAAUUUAAAUUAUUUUUUGGAAAAAUGCUCAUAUAAGAUUUUUGAUAAAGCUAAUGAUUCCAAGUACUAAUUUAAUCAAUAGUAUUCUGCUUCCAUUAAUCAAUUUGAAAUAUAGAUCUUUAUAGGUAAAUUUUUGAUUUUAAUUAAUAUUUAAUUGAGUAUCAAUUCUUUUAAUUAUUUUUACUAUAAAAAUAAAAAUUAUAUUCAAAAAUACAAAAAAACAGGAAUUUUACCAUUAUUUUAUUUUUUAUUAAAGGGAAGAGAAGUUAAUAUAUUCCUUCAGCCUAUAAUAAUCAUCUUUACUACUUUACUAAUCAGAAAGAACUAUUGGCAGAUGCAAAAUACUAAACACAUAAAGAGUCAAUUUGAUUUUGAAAGAAAAUUCAGACAUUUUUUUACUGAUCAAAAUCAAGAAAAUAAGGUAAAAGUUUUAAAUUUGUUUAAAAAAUACUGAAAUUCAAGCCUAGUUCAAAAAGAUAGGUUAUUUGUGGUAUGAGAAUUUUACUAUUGUCUAUAUCUAAAAGAUGAGAGAUUAGCAAGGAUUAAGUUAUCGAAGAUCUCAAAAGUAAAAUCGUCAUUUGAAGUUGACAUAAAAGUCUGAAAGAUUUUUAAUUGGUUAGCAAAUAGAAAAAAUAAGCUAUUACCUGAUAUAGAUUAUUUAUAUUAUUUAAAAGAUUUUAGUCAAGCCAAAAAAAUGGAUGAGAAAUUGUGUAUUAUGUUGGUAAAAUUAUGCACUGAAUUUUCAUCAAAAUCGCCGAAAAUCGAAAAGCUUAUUAAAUUAACAAAUAAAGCAUCUAGUGAAAUUAAUGAGAUCACAGAAAAUUAUAAAUUAUUAACAGAAAAACAUAAAAAUCUUGAGAGCUACGAACUGUAUGAAAGUUUCUUAGAAAACAUCACAAAUAACCACGGCGAAGCAAAAAUAAUAAAUAGAAAGAAAUCGGGAAUAAACUGUUUUUACGGUCAAAAUAAUGAAGACAGUUAUUUAGAAAACUAUGGAAAAGGAUUAGGAGUUAUCUUAAUUUCCUGCUCGAAAGCUACAUUUGGGUCUAUUAUUUAUCUCAAUGAAAAAGCUGCGUCUAUACUUAAAUCUUCAGUAUCAAAUAUUUGUGGGACUUCCUAUAUGACUAUAAUACCUCCUCCUUAUGAUCUUAUGCACGCAAAAAUGAUGAAAAAAUUUAUUUCUGAGUGUGUAUCAACCCACAUCCCAGCCCAUCAAAAUUUAAUUUUCCAAUGCUCUGAUGGAUUUUUACUAGAAUGUGACUCCUUAAUUAAGCUAUCCGCAUUUCAUAAUUCCCCUUACUUUUUACUAUCAUUUCAGCCAAAGAAUACAUCAAGACAUAUAGCUUUAAUUUCUUCCGAAGGACUAAUAGCAUCCCAUUCAAUUUAUUUUGCCCGAUAUUUCUCCACGGAACAAUCUUUAAGAAACCGUCUUAUUUACGAAAUAGUCCCAGAUUUUCAAAAAUUGAAAAAUGGCAUACCGUGGAUUGUUAAUCAUAAUGGUAAAAAAUUAGGACUGGUAAGUAUUACAAAAAAAAUAAAAUAUAGAGAAUUAAAUUUAUUAUUGGCUAUUCAUAGCAGUAAAGAGUUAUCUAACUCCCCCUCUGUGAGCAAUAAAAAGAAUAUUGCUCUCUCACGGGUUAAUUUUUUUUUAUAAAAAAUUAUGUUUAAGUUUUAUAGAAUUUUUUUUUAAAAGAUCUACUUUGUAAAAAUUGGAAAUCAAAAAUUAAUUUAAUUUGCAAAAUGUAGGUUUUAAAAAAGGAAUUUGUUUAAAUUUAAACAAAAUUAGCUCGAGAUUUCAUUAUACUAAUUAUCACUCUAUAUAAAAAUUUUUUAGUUCGCUCACGGAGGGUGAGUUUAUGGGCAAAAACUAGAGAUUUUUCUAAUGGUUUUGUUCGUCACUGAGUGGGGGAGUAAAUGAAAAUCAAAAGGAAUAAAAAUUAGAGAUCAAACAGAAAUUACUUAUGAUAAGCAAGCUAUUGAUCAAAAUGAUGCAUCGGUAUCUCAAGACUUGACACAUGAUAGUGGUGAAAUUAAUUUUUUGAAAAUUCCUGAUUUUGCAAAGGCAAGGAGAUCGGCAAAAUUGAAAAAUAUACUACCCAAAACAAUGGAUAAUACUAGCGCUCAUGGCUUUGAAGGCAGGAGAGCAGAUGAAAAAUUGAUAAGUGAGGAACACUCAAAGCCUUCUUCUACGUUUUCGUCAUUUUCUCAUUCACGUCUUUCACAGAAGCUGCUUUUAGAGUCCAAGCAAAAAAUAAGAAUUCUUCAAUGGGUACUUUUUGCGAUUGUAAAAAUUAUUUAG